Molecule: messenger RNA, 921 nt
Organism: Aedes albopictus (Asian tiger mosquito)
Lineage: Eukaryota; Metazoa; Arthropoda; Insecta; Diptera; Culicidae
Product: chymotrypsin-2
Exons: 2
Coding region: 103-873 (256 amino acids)
Biological process (GO): proteolysis
Molecular function (GO): serine-type endopeptidase activity
Source: RefSeq, a predicted model, not a curated record
GUUUUAUCGCUUCUGUUUGGCAGAUAACACAAUAUCGUAUAUAUAAGCAGAUACCUUGGUAGAUUGGCAUCAUUCUUGGUCGAAGCGGAAGGUGUACGAAACAUGAAUCGUCUGAGUUUGUUGUUCGUGCUCGUCGGAGCCGUUGCCGUCUUCGGUAGCACUCUCCCAGCGGAGUACCUUGAAUGGGAAGGUCGCAUCGUUGGUGGUUCCAACGCUGGCUCCGGACAGUUCCCGUACCAGGUUUCGCUCCGUUCUUCGGCCAAUGCUCACUUCUGCGGUGGAUCGGUCAUCAACAACCGUUGGGUCCUGUCGGCCGCUCACUGCACCGUUGGACGUACCUUGGCCAACACCCGUGUUGUCGUCGGAACUCAUCUGUUGAACAGCGGUGGAAUAGCCCACAACUCGGCUCGCAUUGUUAACCAUGGAUCGUACAACGCCAACACCCUGGCCAAUGAUAUCUCCCUGGUUCAGACCGCUUCCGUCAUCACUUUCACCAAUCUGGUUCAACCAAUUGGUCUGGGAGCUACCCACAUCAACACUGCCAGUGGUGCCUUGGCUUCCGGAUGGGGACAGUUGGGAGCUAAUGCCGGUAUCCCGAACAAUCUGCAGUGGCUGAGCACCAGCAUCAUCACCCUGGCUGACUGCCGUAGCCGUCACUCGGUUGCCAAUGCUGCCCGUGUCUUCGAUAAUACCAUCUGUACGCUGAGCCCCAACGGCCAGGGUAUGUGCAUGGGAGAUUCCGGUGGCCCAUUGGUGCAUGGUGGAAACCAGCAGGGUGUUGUGUCGUGGGGUAUCCCAUGCGGCCUCGGCUCUCCUGAUGUGUUCGCCCGUGUUUCUUCGCACCGCACCUGGAUUCUGAACAACGCUGUUUAAUUGGGAACUGCUGGAAUGUUGAUGUGAUAAUAAACUUCGGAAAUUGUA